AUGUUACUUCUUUUGAACUUACGUAAAUACCUAAGUAGAACACCUUUUCAAAAAUGUAAUUUUAAUACUAGUUCUUCAAGCCUGUUAUCUAACGAAAAAUUAAAUAAGAUUAAAGAAUUUCGAAAGAUAACUAAUUUGUCAAUCGCUAUUUGUAAAAACAUUUUAAAUAAGAACGAUUAUAAUAUUGUAAAUAGUAUAAAUUAUAUUUUUCAAAAUUUUAAUACGAAUUAUGAAAAAAAAGAUAAAAAAUUGACAGAAGGUUUUUAUUGCUUUACACAACAUGAAAAUGUAAUAGGCUUAACCGAAUUAAAUUGUUAUAAUGAUUUAAUAUCGGAAAAUAUACAUUUUAAAGAAUUAUUAAUUAACUUAUGUAAUAAUUUAACGCUAUAUUAUAUAAAUAAAAAGGAUAUACAAAGGGAAGAUGAUAAAAAAACACAAAAUGACAAUUUUUUACAUAAAAAUGUGAUUGAUAAUUAUAUGCCUCUAUAUUAUAAAUCAAAUAACAUUAUAAAUGUUGAUAAAAAAUUAGAAAACGUAAUCGAUAUAAAUAUAUUUAAAGAAAUAUAUUUUAAUAGAUCAUUUAAACAAUUAAUUAAUUAUACCUCUUUUAUUUUAAAUGACUUUAUCUUUUUCAGAAAAUUUUUUUUGAUAUAUAAUAUGGAUAAACUUCUAUCGAACAGGAAGAAUAUUCAUAUAAUUAAAAAAUACUAUUAUCAUAAAGAAAUGAAUAUUGGAAAUUUUACCUUGUGCAAAGGAUUCGCAUUUACAUUUUUAUUUAUUGAAUCUUAUAAAAACCUAGAUGAAUUUACCAAAUUAAUAUUAAAAAAAUUAUCUUAUCUUAUAUGCAUAAAUAUAUUAAUAUAUAAAUCUAAUUGUUGUUCAAAAGGCCAAAACAAAUUUGAUAUUCAUUCAUGUCUAGAAAAUAAACUUUGUUAUUUAUCUAAAAAUGAUAUAAAUGAUGAUAAUAAUAAUUUAAAUAAAGAAAAUCAUGUGCAAAAUGAAGAAUAUGUUAAUGAUAUAAUGAAAAAAAAAAUAGAAUCAUUCGAAAUAUUAAAUCAAUGUUUUAAUGAUUCAAAUAAUAAAAACUUCAAAUUUCAUAAUAAUAUAACAUUUAUAGAAUUAAUUCAUUUAUUAGAAAACGAAUUGCACAUUAAAAUUUUUCCUAAAAUAAUAUACUCUAUGAUUAAUGAAGAUAUCGUUAUCCUAUAA
Molecule: messenger RNA, 1209 nt
Organism: Plasmodium falciparum 3D7
Lineage: Eukaryota; Apicomplexa; Aconoidasida; Haemosporida; Plasmodiidae
Exons: 1
Coding region: 1-1209 (402 amino acids)
Biological process (GO): translational elongation
Molecular function (GO): translation elongation factor activity
Source: RefSeq, a predicted model, not a curated record